Tilletiaria anomala UBC 951 is the source of this 414-nucleotide messenger RNA. RefSeq lists its product as uncharacterized. The record is from RefSeq and is a predicted model, not a curated record. The coding region runs from base 1 to 414 and encodes 137 amino acids. The transcript has 2 exons. Lineage: Eukaryota; Fungi; Basidiomycota; Exobasidiomycetes; Georgefischeriales; Tilletiariaceae.
AUGCGCGCCUUUUCAUCAUUGUCCGCGCUCCUUGUGCUCUCAGCUGCGCCAUGGGUCAGCGCCGAGUAUGUAGGGCUGCCGAAAGCCACUCUUUUCGCGCGACAGGCUCAGGUGGCAGCGGGUGGUGGCGGCGGUGCACCGUCGUCGGUGGCAACGCUGCAGUCGAUUUCGGGCUACACUGCGCCGCCUUCGGCUCAGCUCCCCAGCCCUACCAACUACUCAUCUGGUUCUAUCCUCAACACUGCGCAGAUCCCAGGAUGGAACGACACCACGCGGCCAAACAGCGGUGCAGCAAUCUAUGGAGGUGGAGGGAAUAAGCUCAGUGCGGCGCAGUCGAGGUACCAGAGCUGUUCCGCUGUCGUUGCUGUCGGUGUCGUCGCUGCUGCUGCAGGAUCUCUUUUCAUGAUUAUCUGA